This is a messenger RNA of Biomphalaria glabrata, 2103 nucleotides long. RefSeq lists its product as uncharacterized. Gene Ontology annotation, biological process: DNA integration. The transcript has a single exon. Gene Ontology annotation, molecular function: nucleic acid binding. The coding region runs from base 1 to 2103 and encodes 700 amino acids. NCBI's taxonomy places the organism in Eukaryota, Metazoa, Mollusca, Gastropoda, Planorbidae. The record is from RefSeq and is a predicted model, not a curated record.
AUGGCAGCUAGGAGAGACAAGGUUCUAGAAGAAGACUGGGUGGCACAGCUGCAGGAGAAAAUAACACCUAAACUAAGGCAAUUCCUGACACAGAGAAGAUUAGUGGACUGCACUAACUACGAGAAGAUAAAAAAAGAGCUCUUAGACUAUGUGGGAAUGACGGAGGAAGCCUGCAGGAAAAGAUGGCAUGAGACUGUCCCAAUUGAAGAUGGCCCAAGAGAAUUUUUUGUGGCAUUACAAAAGAACUUCCGACAAUGGUGCGAGGCGGCGAAAAUAGAACGAAACUUUGAACAGCUGGAGGAGUUAAUAUUGAAAGACUCUAUACUCAGUGCCCUAAACGAGGAGGUAAGAGAAGAGAUCCUAGAUAAAGAACCUGAGUCGUUGGAAAAGCUAGUUGAUUUGUUGGAGAACAGAAAGAUAAUCUUCGCCAGUAAAAGCAUUUUCAAGAAAUCGAGAAUUUAUCAGGCCAACGCAGUGAGUGACAGAAGAGAUUUGAAUAGGCAAAAUUACCGCUACCAAACCAGCCCUAGCAGCGCAAACUACAUCAGGCCAAACAUUGAAUACCAUGAGCCCAGAAGAAAUUUCGUCAGACCCCGCUAUAGCAAUUCUUACAACAGAGCAAGAGGGCGAUGGAAUAGGCCAAAUUACACAUUCAGCAACCAAGUUAACAACAGAAGAAACAACUAUGGAAAUGGAAUGUACCAGAAUAACCAAGGAAGGUAUAGGAAUGAGACUAGAAGGAACUACUCCAAUCAAGCCGAAUGUGCCGUGGUGCAAUUGCCUGAUAGACAAGGGACUUGCAAUCUGAUCUACUAUAAUCCAGAAAGUGUGGCUAACUUCAUUAUAAACGACAAGUCUAUUGGAUCACUAAACAUAGAAGAAGGAAAGCUGAAUGGAAGAAAGGCGUCGAUCCUGAGAGAUAGCGGCUGUAGCGUUAUCGCCGUAAGAGAGACACUUGUCAAUGAAAAAGAUAUUUUGCCAGAGAAAUGCUCCUUGUGCUUAGCAGACGGACAAGUAUUUAUAUACAAAACCGCAAAGGCAAUGCUUGACACACCUUACCUGAAAGGAGAAUUCAUCGUCGUGCUAUUUCCGGAGCCGGUCGCUGAUGUGUUAAUAGGCAAUGUGAAAGGCCUGUUCGUGUCAGCCGUAGAGACUAGAGGAAUGAAGGACAAAGAAAGGGAAGAAACUCAAGUAAAGACGCCAAUCAUAGGAACAAGUAUAGAAGGGAGUCUAGAGAAGGAACAACAAGAAGAUGAAACUCUGGCACCACUAUGGAGAAAAUGCAACCUGCAAACAACACAAGUGACUAAAGAAGCAAGUAUUUUGUUUGUCAGAAAGAAGAGCUUGCUUUACAAGAGAGUUACGUCCCUUACAGAACCUCAAGUAGUUAAAGAUCUUUUAGUUGUUCUUAAGUGCAGACGUAAAUUAAUACUGGAAAACGCCCACAGCUCACCACUGGCAGGGCAUAUGUCUGUAAAGAAAACAAAACUUCGUAUCUACUCUGAAUUUUAUUGGCCAGGGGUCGACAAAGAUGUAAAGCAGUUGGUAAGGUGCUGCGACCCAUGUCAGAGAGCAAAAGUUCCAGGGAGAGCUGGUAAAGCAGUGCUGGGGAAGAUGGACAGACAAGUUGUACCCUUUAAAAAAAUCGCCAUAGAUCUGGUUGGACCUCUUCCUAUGACAGAAAGUAAACAUAGAUACAUCCUAACUAUGAUAGACACAUUCUCCAGAUGGCCUGAAGCUGUACCGUUGAGAAAUAUAGAGACAACUACUGUGAUAGAAGCUUUGUAUUCGGUCUGCACUAGGAUUGGUUUUCCAGAGGCCAUUCUCUCUGACAAUGGUUCUCAAUAUGGUUCAGAUUUAUACACAGAAGUCUGCAAAUUCUUCAAUGUGAAGAUAAUCAAGUCCUCGCUAUACCACCCGGCCUCGAAUGGAUGCGUAGAACGCCUACAUGGUUCACUUAAGAGCUUAUUAAGAAAGCUGUGUUCUGAACGAUCUAAAGAUUGGGACAAAUACUUAGCCUCGGCAUUAUUCGCUAUAAGAGAAUUGCCCAACGAUACAACAGGAUUUGCACCCUACGAACUUGUAUUUGGAAGAAAAAAUUAG